Messenger RNA from Parastagonospora nodorum SN15, 606 nucleotides. RefSeq lists its product as hypothetical. NCBI's taxonomy places the organism in Eukaryota, Fungi, Ascomycota, Dothideomycetes, Pleosporales, Phaeosphaeriaceae. The transcript has a single exon. The record is from RefSeq and is a predicted model, not a curated record. Bases 1 to 606 code for a protein of 201 amino acids.
AUGACCUCCUUCCUUGAUCUACCGCUAGAAUUGCGCUAUCAAGUGUAUUUUUACAUCGCCAUCCCGAGAUACACUUACUUCUCCACUUAUCAUGGCCUCUACCUGUCGUGCCACCAAGUUCGCAACGAGAUGAACCAGGAAUGCGGCUCCAUACUUCAAAAGCACCUGGACUUGAUUGGAGAUUCUCUGCCUGUAGGAACGAUCAAGUUUGAUCCCUCAGUCUACGCAAAGCAGCAUGUUCAAAUGUCCCUAGACUUCCUCUUCACCGGCGCAAAACUCAACACGCCAGACCCAGGUUUUCUGAAAGUCUGCGAGCUAUACUUUGCUCUGAUCGAAGUCAAGUUACUGCUGGAAGACUUCUCGCUAGGCGAUACACUGAGAGUUAUCUCUUUAAUUGGAGGUUUGGUUCGCCGAAAGGUCGUGAAUGCGGGUUGCAUCACUCUUGAGGCAAGUGCACCAUACAGAAUUCGGAUGUCAUUGAAUGUAAAGCUGACUCAAGUCAUUGGUACUGCAGAUACCGGGGAUGAACGCACGGCGAACAGAGAGAUGCCGGGAUCAUGGGAUUGCGGAGGCGGAGAGGGAUCGUUCCGCCGGCAACGUGUCUGA